Ctenopharyngodon idella (grass carp) is the source of this 7857-nucleotide messenger RNA. RefSeq names its product zinc finger protein 609a (gene znf609a). Gene Ontology annotation, biological process: regulation of transcription by RNA polymerase II. Lineage: Eukaryota; Metazoa; Chordata; Actinopteri; Cypriniformes; Xenocyprididae. The record is from RefSeq and is a predicted model, not a curated record. Bases 617 to 4834 code for a protein of 1405 amino acids. Gene Ontology annotation, cellular component: nucleus. The transcript is spliced from 9 exons.
UGAAUGAGCUCAUGUUGGGUUGCAUUGCUUCAAUGUCUCGCAGUGAGAGAUGCAAACAAGCGUAAAGAGCCAUUAGAGCUCUGGUGGAAGCAAAGCGGAGGACUGUGUGACUGCAGCUGAUUUGGGACGUACUCUGAUCAUUGGGAUUCUACUGCGUUGAGAAUUAAGGACACUUGCUAUUUUUUCCCUCCGGGCUCAAAACCGAAGGUGAAAUGUCGUUUUUCCAGCUGAUUUUUUCGCUGGUUGUCCUGGAUUUGGAGUAGAUCUGAACUGUUCUGAUGGCUGCAGUCCAGUGAAACCGGCCUGUCUUUGGAUCUCCAGUGUGUGUGAGCGUGUAUGAAUGUGUGUGUGUGCGCGCAUGGGUCUAUGUGUGUGUAUGAGUCCGUAUGUGUGUGUGUAACCCCAGCACAUUUUCUUGGAGGUCUAUUUUUCGUGUCUUUUGGAUCUAUGGGAUGCAUCUAGAUCGGGCUGGGUCCUCUGGGGGGGCAACAAUGUGGGUUACUAGGAAGGGGAAACCAACAGGACCCUGAGGCUUGUGUAAAUGUGCUUCCUGACCGCCUCAGUCGUCUGAGAAGGUCAGACCUCCCUGUGGCACGCUUGGGCCGCUGGCACUAAGAUGUCCCUCAGUAGUGGCACUGCAGGCGGGAAAGGUGUGGACUCAAAUGCGGUGGACACUUACGACAGCGGGGAUGAGUGGGAUAUUGGUGUAGGCAACCUGAUCAUUGACCUCGACGCCGACUUAGAGAAAGACAAGCUUGAGAUGUCUGGCACCAAGGAUGGGGACGGAAUGGCUACUGCCUCGAGCGCCGUAGCGGCAUUGCCUGAUAACAUCAAGUUCAUUAACCCGGUGCCUCCUCCACCGAUCAAGGACAGCAAAUCCAAAGCUAAGCGUAGCAAGAAUUCCAAGGACAGUAGCAAGUCCUCAACCCCUGACGGGGCCAAGAAGGACGCCCAGGGACGGACUCAAAAUGAGGGCGCUGGGCCAACCGCUGGAAGCGGUCCCACGACCUUACCUACGGGGAAAGGUUCUGAUAAAAGUAACAAGGCCUCCCGUAAUGUUCAGAGUGGAAAAAAGGACAAGGAGGGUUCUGGGAAAAGCAAGAAGGAGAAAAAUGAAGGGGUACAAGCUGGGAAUGUGCCCUCGGAAAAGGACCCAUCGGCCCAGGUUAUGCCUUUAGGCCAGGCACGCAAUACCCCAUUUGAGGGGACGCAAAAUUCGGACCUUGGUGGUGCUGAUCAACUAGGGAAUAUUACCCUUGAUACCACUGGAAUAGUCACACCUUUGGCUAUCAAGAGCGAACCAGAAGAAGUGGAAAAUAAUGACUGCAGGAGCAUGAAGAAAGUAAAAAGUGAGAAGAUGGAGUCUCCGGUGUCCACGCCGGCACCACCACCGCUCCACCUCCUCGCACCUGUUGGCAACAGCGACAUCUCCUCCUCGUGUGAGCAGAUCAUGGUCCGCACGCGCUCCGUGGCCGUCAACACCUCUGACGUGGCUCUGGCGACCGAGCCCGAAUGUCUGGGUCCUUGUGAACCUGGAACCAGCGUCAACCUGGAGGGCAUCGUCUGGCAGGAAACGGAGGACGGUAUGCUGGUUGUAAAUGUCACCUGGAGGAACAAGACGUAUGUGGGCACCCUUUUAGACUGCACUCGACAUGACUGGGCACCCCCACGGUUCUGUGAGUCACCCACAAGUGACCUGGAGAUGAGGAAUGGCCGUGGACGGGGUAAAAGAAUGAGGCCCAAUAGCAAUACGCCAGUCAAUGAAAAUAGUAAUUCUUCUGAUAACAAAGGCAGCAACAACAGCAAGACUCGAGCAGCAUCAAACAGCAAAGGGCGGCGGGGCAGUCAGAAUUCCUCUGAGCGGCGCACCCCACCAAACAGCAACCCUGAGGAUAUAAAGGCUAGUCCAUCAUCUGCUAACAAACGUAAGAACAAACCUGCCUCGGACAUGGAGCCCAAUUCUAGUUCAGAGGACACUAAGGGUAGCAAACGAAUGCGCACCAAUUCAAAUAGUGGAAUACCUCAUACUAUUCUUCCCCUGUCCAACAUCAAAGCUGAAUCCUUGCCCCCUUCUUUGGACCGCAACUGCCCCUCACCGGUUCUCAUUGAUUGCCCUCAUCCCAACUGCAACAAGAAGUACAAGCACAUUAAUGGUCUUAAAUAUCACCAGGCUCGUGCUCACAAUGAUGAUGAUAUCAAGCUGGACAUAGAUGGUGAUAGUGAGUAUGGUGAGGACUCUACUUUGCACCCUGAGUCAGGCAGUUGCAAUGGUGCAUCCAUUUCCCAGAAGGGCUGUGCAUCUCCUGCGCGGUCGAACACACCCAAAGGCAGAGGAUUUGAUGCCCAGAGCCCAUCACCGUCAUCAGGAAAGUUCAUCUCCAAGCAGCCUGGAAAGAAGAAACCAGAGACUGAGCAUGACACUGGUGUGCCUAUGGAUGGCUGUGAGGAUGGCCCAUGUCUUACAGAUGAGACGAGCAAUGAUGGCAUUGAUGAUAAAAGAGGCUUGGACAAAGCUAAGAAGUCUGGCAGUAGUACCAAGGCAGACAAGCUUGCUCAGAAGGCAAUGAAGUCAGCAAGGCCCCUGGUUCCUUCCUUACCUCCACAGCAGUUGUACACCUUACCAACUUCUGGCUUCCCUGCCCCCAAUUCUGGCUCCUCCUCCAGUAUGGGCUCUGUGGUCCAGUCCAUUAGCAAGAGCCCCCAACUAAAAUCCAUUCAACCCAAACCUGCAGUAAUGGGAGAUCCCUCAAUGAACCCAGUCUUGAGCAGUUCUAAAGACAAGAAAAAGAAAGAUAAGAAAAAGAAGGAGGGUAGUAAGGAAGGAGACAGUCCAAAAGCCCCUUCCAAAGGAGGGAAACCUGAAGAAGGUAAGAGCCCAUAUUCCGAAAGCUCAGACCAAGGCAGCAAGAGUGAGGGGCUAUUGAAUGGAUCUACGGAUCCGCAUCAAAGUCGGCUAGCCAGCAUGAAAGCAGAGGCGGACAAAAUCUACAGCUUUUCUGACAAUUCUCCCAGUCCUUCUAUUGGUGUGGCUAGUCGGAUAGAAAGUGGGGGGAUGGCACAGCCUCUUACUCCAAUUCACGUGGUUACCCAAAAUGGGGCAGAUAACUCUUCUGUGAAGACCAACAGCCCGGCAUACUCUGAUAUCUCUGAUGCAGGGGAGGAUGGAGAGGGCAAAGUGGAUGGUAUGAAGGUCAAGUCUGAGGAUCAGGCAGUUCGGGAAAGUGCCAAGAAAUCUCUGUUCCCAUCCCAACCACCAAACAAAGACUCCUCUUAUUACCCAGGUUACGAAACAUACUACUCGCCCAAUUAUGGCAACCCAAACCCCAGUCCAGGAGUCUCUAACACUGCCACAUCAUUGCAAGACGGUGCAGUGAAGGUGAAAAAAGAGGAGGACCCAGAACCAGGGAAUGAAAAGGGCAAAUCAGAGCCGCCUGAAGAACGAAAGCCAGACAUAGGUGCAUCCUCUCAGCAGCAACAGCAGCCUUCGGUCAUUCAGCAGCGUUCUAGCAUGUUCAUGCAGCCCCUCUACUACAAUCAGUAUGCUUAUGUACCUCCCUUUGGCUAUUCACCAGAUCAAGCCUACCAUAACCACCUGAUGAACACAAGCCCAGCUUACAGGCAGCAGUGUGAGGACCGACAACGACAAGCAGCUGAGCAGCAUCGUGCUGCAGAGAAGAAAUCAGAGGCUGCUCAGAAGGACAGGGAAGCCUCCAUUAAGUCAGAAGAAUGGAAGCAGAAAGCUUCAGUUCCUCCAACGUUGUCUAAGGCUCCAAGCCUCUCAGACUUGGGCAAGCCAUCCCCACAGGGCAAGCCCAAAGAUCCCUCAGAGCCUGGCAAGUCAGUCAUUAUCCCCAAAGGGGAAGAUGGCAAGGGACAGACCCAGCAAAGUGAGGGUUUGAAAAUGAAGCUAAGUGAAGCUGGCCAUCAUACAAAGGAUGAACAGAAACCAGGCCUCGAGCCUGGGAGAUCGGCUAUGGAGCAGGCAAUGUACAUGUAUAGACAGGAGCAAGACUCUCGACUGUGGCCCUACGUUUACUCCAGCAAGUACCCCGAUGCUCAGAAACAGAUUGAUGAGGAGAGGUGGAAAGAAGAGAGAGAUCGGGAUCGUGAGCGAGAAAGGGAAAGGGAAAGAGAACGGGACAGGGAACGUGAGAGAGACCGGAAGGGCAAAGACGAAAGGCCGCGUCCUAAAGACACUCCCUCUAAAGAGGAAAACAAGGAAGUGGCAGAACCACGAACUUCAUCAGCCUCAGAGGAGCAUAGAGGAGUUAGCAAAGAUCCACGAGCACAUAUGCAGUUUUCCUCACCUCUGCAGCAGCACCAGUCAUAUAUGUCUUAUAUGCACGGAUACCCCUAUGGCCAGGGUUAUGACCCCAGCCAUCCGGGAUACAGGGGGAUGCCUACUGUCAUGAUGAAUUACCCUGGAUCAUACCUGUCGCCAGGGUACUCUUUUUCUCCAUAUGGCAGUAAGAUGCCGCCUGGUGAGGAGGGUGAGAAGGCUCGUGCCAGUCCUACGGUGAGCGGCAAGUCUGCAUCCGAGUCCAAAGCUCUGGACAUCCUGCAUCAGCAUGCUAGCCAGUACAAGAGCAAAUCUCCGACGGUGGGUGAAAAGACGCCCCAUGAAAGAGACCGAAGUGGGAGUGAGAGGGAAAGAGACGGUGAACGUCCAAGAUCUUCACCCUCUCAGCGGAUCAUGCCUUCCCACCAUCACUUAAGCUAUCCACUACUCCCGGGACAGUACGACCUGUCUUAUGCUACAGGUAUCUCCUCUUCAGCCAUUGUUGCAAGUCAACAAACCUCUGCCCCCUCACUUUACCCCCCAGCACGGAGGUGAGAAUGGGAGAAGUGACUGGCCGCUUUUCUGCAGAAAUGUGACUGGUUCACAUGAGGAUGUGGUGUGGAGCUUAUGACAUCAGUUCAAUGAUGUUUCUGAUUUCUUUAUGGUUCUUUUUCCCGGACUUCUCGGCGCCUUUGACCAACACCGUCAGAGAGGAGAAAGUGGACGCCCAGGCAUCCACGUACACGCCGAGCUCCACCUCGGGAAGUGCACAUCCAGACGCCUCCCUCUCUGUGCUGCUGGCUACAUACUCAGGAGAGAGGAGACACGGCCUGUCUGCAGAGACCUCAUGUGAUGCGCAAGCUCUCUGAAAAGAAACAUGGACCUACAGAGUGUGGGAAAUCUUGAAUGAACCUGGAUGCAAAGACAUUCUGGAAGUCACUACAUUGUGUUUAAAGCAUGGAGUGCUACUGUUCUGGACUGCUGCUCUAGAGCCAUGGGGAUUACCAAGGUUGUUUUUACCGAAGGAUUCCAGCAUCUUGGUUGCCGCUCUUCAUCUUCGUACAUUUACAUACACAAUCUCUUUGUGGACUCUAUGCAAGUGGAUAAGGCUUGAUUUCCUCACUCAGUUCAUUCAGGGCAGUAAACUCAGUUACAUUUACCGCUGCAAAAGCUAUCGUUUCAACAUACUUGAGUUCCUUGUUCAAGAGGCAGGUUUUAAUGCACUUCCCUGUCUUUAUCAUUCAUAGUUAUUUUCUUUCAUGUUUCUUUUGACUUUUCGUUUAUGAAUGAUGAACAAACAGCCCAAAGUCACUCCAUCAACUGCUUAGCAUUGGUCGUUUAGCAGUUCAAGGCAAAUGUUUUGUUCUUGAAUGGGCGGCAGGGCAACUGCUCCGUAUUGGUCGUUCAGCGAUGACCUGAUUUUUAGUUACUUGUUGGGCCUUCUGACAUUUGGAUUAUCCGGGUCGUGGAGGGAAGAUGAAGCAUUGGCAAUUGGAACUUUGACUUCCAGACUGGAUUGACAGAUUUUUCCAGCCUGCAUUGCUGUAUUGACAGUUAUCAUAUGCAGACACAAGGCACAAUCUGCUUUUCCCAGGCCCAGCUCUAGAAAGUCGUUCGGGACUUAACGUGUGUAUUUGCCAAUGGAGUUACCAGAUUCUACUGAACUGUUUGUGUCUGGUCACAAACUGAACCUUCACACACGGAUAAUUUUGAUAUGCUGCUUGCGAAUCUCAUGCCAGACUGCAUGAGUGAAGUCCGAAACAGGGCAAACCUUGAAGGCUUAGAGCGAUCCGAGGAAGAUAACCCCAAAAGAGGCUUAAGAGCCGGCAUCCAGCAUCUGGACUUCUGGAUCCUCACUGAUCCACAGACUCACGGAGCACCAAACAAGGAAGACCAUAGCUGGAAACACUUUCUUCUGUACGUCUGCAUGGUGUAAUCCAGCACUCGGUAAAAGCAUUAACCCAAACAGAGAGCGAUGCAACACGUGCAGGCGUCCUUCCUUUUCUCCCUCACUAUGUGCUUUCUGUAUAUAUUGUACAAAGGAAUUAUUUUAAAAAAAGGUUGUUGAAUGCUAUCGGAUUUUCUUACUCUCUCUCUCUUAAUUUUUUUUUUUUUUUUGGUCUGUUAGCCUUUUUUUCUACCAUUGUCGACAUAAUAUCAACGUUUAGCUGGUAUAACGGCUUUAUAUUGGAAGUGUUUUUGUUUUUUAACUACUUUUUCUACCCCUCCUCUUCAACACCAAGUCAGCUCUGAAACUGUUUAGAAGCACAUCUUUUGCGUUUACUGAAAUAAAGUCAAUUUUAAUAAAACGUCAACAUUUUUAGUCCGCGCACCUGCAAAACAUAAAAGCAUGUUCAUAUUUCAUGAGGGACUGAUGGGAACUGUGGGAAAGGAAGCUGCAACCCGAGUCUGGUGCUAUCUGGAGCUAGUUUUUCCAGUUCAUCAUCAUGCAGUUAUUGUCUGAAUCUCAAACUCUCAGGAGAGCAUUAUUUAAAUCUGAGCCUUUUAAAUCAUCCUGGCAUGUUCAUUGCUCUCGGCUGUACUCAAACUUGAUUAUUGAACAGCACAGGGAAGAAGACAUUACUUAACGUAAUUCGUUUACAGCGAAUUCCCCCAUGUUAAACAUGAUAGUUUGUUUUUCAUCUUCAGCAAAAGUUCAGUAUCUGCAAGGUAGGCUUUUUGCUCCUUAGAUUUUUAAAUGAGUGACAAUUUCAACGCCGCCGCCACCGACCCCCAACUAACACUCAUGCUAAAGACGCCUAAUCACACAUUGUAUUAGUUUCAUUUUGUUGCAGGAAAGAUCUGGGCCAGAUUUCUUUAGGCAUUUUCAUUUCAUUCUCUCUGUGGUGAUGGAAAUCGUUUUUAAUGCUGAUUUAGGACUCUACCGAAACCCUAAUUGCAGCACUGGUCUCAGAUCAGCGUCAAACGGCUCACUCUAAUACGAGAGAGUCCGGAUUUUAUAUAUAGUAAUAACCUCACUUUUAGUUGUUCUGUCUAUGCGCGUUUAGCCAGUAAACCUGUGCUGUCUGGUGAUUUGAUUCAUAAUUGUUGAGGAAAAAGCGCUUGAUUGUUUUAAUUUAUUUUUUAAGAGUUCUUCAUUUGUCGUUGCUGUUGUUUUUUCUAGUUCAAAUUUUCUCCUUGUAGAAAGAUGAAACGGCCGGUUUUGUUUCAACAGUUCAAACAUUCGUUCACAUUUGUCUCCAACGGUGCUAAUAUAGCCUACCCUGUGCGAUCCUUGUGGGAAGAGAAGAGGGAAUUUUUGUUCUUAUUAGGCCCCUCCCACAAUCCACCUCACUAAUUAAGCCCCACCCACCCCAUGCCCAUAGAGAGCAGUGUCAGUCAUUGGUACUUGAAAGAAAGAUGUUUACACCUCUUCAUUUCUGUGUUUUGGAUACAUUUCUCUUUUUGAAACCAUCGCUCUCUCUUUCCCUGCCUUCCUCACUGUCUCGCUGCCUCUGUCCCACUCUCUCUUCCUAGGGAUCUCUCAUGUAAAGUGUAAAUUGCUACAUUUUUUAUACAAUACUGUAACUUGCCUUUGUACAUUUAGGCAGAAAAUAAAUCUUUUUAUGAGACAAUCA